ACCUAAAAUUUCCAUUUUGGGUAAACAUGGACAGCUCUGGAACAAAUCCAGACAAUUUGAGGCCUCAAUUUGGAAACCGCUAUUUAACCGACGAUAGCAAUGUGUUCCAACAUAAUGCUUGGUACGAAAUUGUUUUCAAAAAUUAUUCAGUCAAGAUAUUGUCAUACAAGAUUCAGAAAGAAACCCAAGUUUGGAUCUCGAUACCUUAGAGAUGGAUCCAAUAUUUUCUCUUUCAAUGCUUGGGACGACGUGGAAUGGAACGCAGACCAAGAACAGGAAGCUUUGAAAAAGGUGCAACUGAAUAGCGCAGUCCAAUUUUCAGAAAACCAGAUUGAAAAGUACGACAAAGAGGCCAAUAAGUUCUGGGAUUCGUUCUAUGAUAUCCAUGAUAACAAGUUUUUCAAAGAUAGGCAUUGGCUGUUUACAGAAUUUCCUGAAUUGUCAGCUGCGCCCCAUAAAGAAUCAGCGAUCUUUGAACUGGGUUGCGGUGUCGGAAAUACAAUAUUUCCGAUAUUGCAAUACAGUAAAAAUGAACAGCUGAGGGUUUACGGUUGUGAUUUUUCCGAAAAAGCCAUUCAAAUCAUGAGGGAGUCCGAUAACUUUGACCCUAAAAGAUGCAAUGUCUUCGUACAGGAUAUAGCUGAAGAUGAAUGGUCUGUGCCGUUUCCCCAAAACAGCAUUGAUAUUGUUGUAGUUAUAUUUGUUCUAUCAGCAGUUCAUCCAGAGAAAUACAAGAAUAUAAUUUCCAAUAUUUAUAAAUGCUUGAAACCUGGAGGAUUAGUUUUAUUUAGAGACUACGGAAGGUUUGACCUGGCGCAGUUACGAUUUAAACCUGGCAGAUCGUUAGGGGACAACUUUUACGUUAGAGGAGACGGAACGAGAGUAUACUUUUUCACUGAAGCGGAGGUAAGCACUCUCUUUACUGAGCAAGGAUUUAUUGAAAAGGAAAAUAGAGCUGAUAGAAGACUGCAGGUUAAUAGAGGGAGACUGUUGAAGAUGUACAGGGUGUGGAUACAGGCCAAGUACCAAAAGCCCUAAGAGACCAUUGGCAAGUUGUAUAAUAAAAUCAGUUAUUGAAGCGA
Molecule: messenger RNA, 1082 nt
Organism: Dendroctonus ponderosae (mountain pine beetle)
Lineage: Eukaryota; Metazoa; Arthropoda; Insecta; Coleoptera; Curculionidae
Product: methyltransferase-like protein
Exons: 4
Coding region: 100-1038 (312 amino acids)
Molecular function (GO): tRNA (cytidine-N3)-methyltransferase activity
Source: RefSeq, a predicted model, not a curated record